Molecule: messenger RNA, 3243 nt
Organism: Tigriopus californicus
Lineage: Eukaryota; Metazoa; Arthropoda; Copepoda; Harpacticoida; Harpacticidae
Product: NPC1-like intracellular cholesterol transporter 1
Exons: 12
Coding region: 417-3194 (925 amino acids)
Cellular component (GO): membrane
Source: RefSeq, a predicted model, not a curated record
CUUUAGUUCUUCCCCAACAUCAAAAGUAUGCAUGUAAGGUCUCAAACUUUUUACGACCUAAUUUCCAGUAGCUUAUUCGGUCUGCAUAUUUCGCGAUAAUGACCAUAAGAAAUAUUAUAAAAUGUGAUAGACCUGUCACUACCCAACAGGCUUUGUAAUAGUUAUUGAUGCAACGCGGGCUCUCAUUCUUUCUCCAAAGAUUUGCACUGUAGCCUGAAUCAUACUUUACAAGGCGCUUUGGCGAGCUUAGGUAAUCGGGCCCAAUGCAUCUGUGUGUCCAUGAAGUUAAGACACUUACAUCACUUACAAUCUCACAUAGUGUUGAGAGAUAAGCCACUUGCCGCCCUUCAUUUUCCACUUCUUCUGUAGUAGCAGUAUCCUAUUCAUACGACAAUAGCUGUGAAAGUGUGCCCGUGAUGGGGUUCUUAGAUAAAUUUAGCGGCUUCGUAGUGGGCGGUUUCGAAAGCUUCUUUUAUUGGUAUGGCAAGAAAGUGUCCACAUACCCUUGGUACUUCAUCUUAGGCUGUCUCUUGGGUUCUGGAUUAUGUGGUAUAGGUUUGAUCUCGUUCUCAGAGGAAACCAACGCUUUCAAAUUGUGGGUGCCGUCUAAUUCGGAUUUUGUCCGCAACAAUGAAUGGCUCCAAAGGAAUUUCCCGCCAGACACGCGUUUCAACAAUAUCUUGAUAACAGCUCCCAAUGUAUUGACCCCAGAGGUGUUACUCCAGAUGUUUCGCAUUCACGAAGCUGUUGCCCAAGUGGAUUUGCAGGAUGGUAAAUCUUGGUCUGACAUUUGUAAAAAGAUCCCCAUAGUGGAGUUUGAUUUCUCUUCAAAGACCAAGGGAAAAGGGACUUCUUCGCCUUGCAACGAUCCGUUUUCCGAUCAAUACGAUCCAAGUAUUUGUUUAGACUCGGAGCUCUAUUGCCAGAUCGUGAACCAAUCUCUUACUUUGGGAUGUCUGGAAACCAGUGUCUUGGAGCUUUUUGGCUACAAUGAAACCACCUAUCUUGCCUUAACCGAAGAGAAAAUCCUUCAAAAGGUCCGGGCAGAGCUGCCCAUAAGUACCACACUGAAUCGACCACUGGAUUUGACUGAAUUGCUGAGCUUGGUCCGGGAUGAACAAGGUCAAGUGAUUGGGGCGAAGGCCGCUACCAUGACUUGGCUCGGCCAAGUGGAUAUUGACAACUUGGAUGGUUCCACGUCCGACACUGGAACCGGUCUGCCAGUUGAUCAACUGUCUUUGGAUUUUGAAAAUGCCGUUUUUGACAUCUUUGAAGACGCACGUGCCAAUCUGACUGAGCUAGGAGGAGAUUUAUUCAUCAAUAUAGCUAAAGGAUAUGACGAUAUUGCGGCUGAUACGAUCGUCGGUGAUGCAUUCAUGAUGCCCGUCGGAUUUACCAUUGUCUUCAUUUACGUCAUGAUCAUGUUAGGAGGAUUUACUUGUGUGGAAACGAGGGCUCUUCUAUCGUUGGUAGGGUGUGCCUCCAUUGGACUGACAAUCCUGGUCACUUACGGCCUUUGUUCGGCCUUCGGAUUAUUCUAUGGGCCCAUGCAUAAUGUGAUUCCGUUCCUCAUGUUGGGCAUCGGUAUUGACGACAUGUUUGUGAUUAUGCAAUGCUUUGACAAUCUCAAACCAUCCGAAGUGGAUUUCAGCGAUCCCGUAAAAAUGAUUGGAUUGACCAUGAAGCAUGCAGGCGUGGCAAUCACCGUCACAUCUCUGACCGAUUUCUUGGUCUUCAUUGUAGGUUCUUCAACGUCCUUGCCAGCCUUGCGCUCGUUUUGUUUAUACUGCGGUGUCGGGAUUAUCGCUGUCUAUUUCUUUCAAGCCACAUUUUUUGUGGCUGCUCUAACGCUCGACUUAAGGAGAAUUGAGCAAGGUCGAAAUGGAUUGUGCUUCUGCUUCAAACACAAAAGUUUCAUUUUUGAAGAGAACAAAAAGGAUCCAAUCUCUCAAAGGAUUUUUGGUUUCAUCGGGCGAGCCAUUACUAUCCCGGUUGUCAAAGUGAUCAUUGGGGUCGUCACAUUAGCCUUACUAGGCGUUGGCAUCUGGGGCACGGUGGAAUUGCAAGUUCGCUUUGAAUCGGUCUGGUUUCUGCCUCCAGAUUCUUACUUAAGAAAAUGGUUCGAUUCGAGAAUCGAGUUCUUUCCGUCCGAUGGUGAACUGGUCACCGUUUACAUGACGGAGCUCAACUAUCCCCAAGAAUUGGAUCAGAUUGAUGCCUUGGCUCAAAGUUUGGCGCUAUCAACGGAUAUCGUCCGCAGCACCAAUGCCUGGUUCCCUGAUUAUGCGGAAUACGUCAAUCACCACAUCGGAUUCGGUGAUGACGGAUUGGGGAUCCCGGGUGAGGUGUUGACCCCGGAAAAUUUCAACAAUUUCACAUCCCAGUUUCUCACCAGUCCCUUGGGUUCUCGAUGGCAACCCAAUUUCCAUCCAGUAGAGGAACUCGUUUGCGGUUCGCCCCUCACCCCGCUAAAAAUGGUUACCUUCAGUUUUACGCACAAGCGAUUCGAGGCCACUGGCGAAAAAAUUCAAGCCAUGGCCAAAGUGAAGGAAUUGAUCAGCGAUCAACAGUUCUCCUCCAACGUUUUUGCCAUGACCAUGGAAUACUCCAAUUGGGAGACCGAUCAAGUCAUCGAGUCUGAGUUGUAUCGUAAUCUGGGCGUUUCCAUGCUUUGCAUCUUUGUCACCACCCUCAUACUCCUUGCCAAUAUUCAAGCUAGCAUUCUCGUCAUGCUAUGCGUGGUCAUGACUUUGGUUGAUGUCUUAGGCUUUAUGCACUUCUGGGGACUCACCAUCGACGUGGUAUCGAGCAUCAUCGUGAUUAUAUCGAUUGGCCUAUGCGUAGAUUAUUCGGCCCACAUCGCCCACACAUUCAUGACUGUGAAAGGGGAUCGGAACGAACGAGCCGUGCACACCCUCCACGACAUUGGAGCCGCAGUUCUCAAUGGGGGCAUCAGCACGUUCAUUGCUCUGAUCCUCCUCGUAGCCUCGGAUUCACACGUUUUUAGCUCAUUCUUUCGGAUAUUUUUACUGGUGGUUCUUUUUGGAUUGUUUCAUGGUUUGAUAUUCCUACCCAUUCUUCUCAGUUUGAUCGGACCCAAGCCGUAUUCACAUUACGAGGAAAAGGAGAAGAAGUCUCUUUAUGAAGCAAAUGACUCAAAAGAGCCAGUCAAUCACGUGGUCGAAAAGUAUUGAUGGUUUUACAUUGUCAGAAUAUAGUAUGCAAACCACUCGUCUUGCAAAA